AUGCGUGCCGAGACAUCAGUUGUACGGGAGCAUGAGGAAUUCCUAUGGCUUCAUAGUGUGUUGGAUGAAAACGAAAGCUAUGCAGGUUUCAUUGUCCCACCAGCUCCUCCUCGUCCUGAUUUCGACUCGUCGCGAGAGAAGCUGCAGAAGCUUGGUGAAGGAGAGGCGACCAUGACGAAGGAGGAGUUUUUGAAAAUGAAGCAAGAGCUCGAACAGGAUUACCUAGCACAGUUCAAAAAAACUGUCGCCAUGCAUGAAGUGUUUUUACAAAGGAUAGCCGCUCAUCCAGUAUUUCGGCAGGAUUCCAACUUCCGCAUCUUUUUGCAGUAUGAAGAUGAACGAUCUUUUCAAACUAUGCCAAGGAAUGUGUACUUGUUUGAUGACGGUCGAUGCCUUGUAAGACGCCUCGUUCGCGAGGGCUCCAGUGACCUUUACCUCGACAUUAUCACAUGUCGUCGUUGCGCUUCACGCAUGAAAAUCACAUUACGACAUGGCAAGUAUAAAGGCGAAACGCGUUCUUACUGGGCGUACAGAUGUCAAGGAUGCCAGUCAUAUCGCUCUCUGGUCACGAUUCAAAGUCCAUCAACAACAUCAUCACCGAGCUCCUCGAGAGUUAUGUCCGUGAAUCUCAAACGAGAUUCAAAAUCAGAGAUAUUGCCUCCAGUUGGGAAAAAACCUGCGUUGUCUGCAUCGGUGACGGCGACUCAGGAACCUUGUGGUUGUCUAGUUUUUAUACCUAAACAAUUGACUGAAGCGGAAGCGUUGCUCUUUCGUGAAACAUUUUUCAAGAUUGUUACGAAUCAGUAUACGGAACCAGAAACCGAAUCUUCGGGUUGCCCUCCUUCUUCUAUGGUUGCUCCUAAUUGA
Molecule: messenger RNA, 867 nt
Organism: Cooperia oncophora
Lineage: Eukaryota; Metazoa; Nematoda; Chromadorea; Rhabditida; Trichostrongylidae
Source: the annotation of a GenBank genome assembly